Molecule: messenger RNA, 2611 nt
Organism: Erpetoichthys calabaricus (reedfish)
Lineage: Eukaryota; Metazoa; Chordata; Cladistia; Polypteriformes; Polypteridae
Product: transmembrane protein 150A-like
Exons: 8
Coding region: 278-1156 (292 amino acids)
Source: RefSeq, a predicted model, not a curated record
GUGAAUUUGCAGUGCCAGAGGAGCCGGACAGGAGACGCGUCGUACUACCAUGUGCGCCAGAAGAAAAGUACUGCUUACUCUUGUAUAGUUUUCCUCUUAAGAAGGGCUAACUUCUGCUGAUCUCCGAGGAGUCUCUGAGGAAUGUCUUCAUUGGCGAACUGGAUCGCGAUCCAGUGGAGCUGUGACUAAAGAGUUGGGGGAAUGACAACACCGAGAGAUCCUUUCAGUUUUAGUGGGAGGAGAUGAAGGUCACUUCUUUACCUGAACAUUGGAGUAAAUGUUGAUCAAAAGCCAGGUGGUGCGCCCUCGGGGCAGAAGAGACGGAGGUCCGGGGAUCAACAUGUCACGAUGGAGCUUCCUGCCUGUCAGCCUGCCUGCCUUCACCAUUACAGGAAUCUGGCUAGUAUAUGCAAUGGCCUUGAGCAAUAAGCACGUCUGCCCUGUGGAUAACUGGGUGUACAAUCAAUCUUGUGAGCAACCUCUUGUUAUGCAGAUGGGAUCUGACCUGUGUUGCAUCCCUGACAACAUACCUUUUAUAAGCAAAUGUGGCACCCUGCCGCCUGAGAGCUGUGUCUUCAGUUUGAUCAGCAGCACCGGCUCUUUUAUGGUGAUGGUUAUCGGGUUCCUGCGUUAUGCCCAUGUGAUCGAGAGACAUCAGAACUGCAUCCUUAAUGUGGUUGGAUUGUCUGCUGGUUGGAUCUGUGCAGCUGGUCUUCUUAUUGUUGGAAAUUUCCAGGUGGACAGUUCUAAGGUGCUACACUACAUUGGAGCUGGAGUGGCCUUUCCUACAAGCAUGUUGUUUGCGUGCCUGCAAUCAGUGCUGACGUAUCGCCUGGCAAAUACACAGCGUGAAUAUCACAUUGCUCAUUUGCGAAGUAGUCUUACGGUGCUAGCCUUCAUCACACUGGUUCUCAGUGGCGCCUUUUUUGUUCAAGAGAGCUUUGUACUGCAGCAUGCAUCAGCAAUUUGUGAAUGGGCCUUUACAGUUGUCAUCCUUGUUUUCUUUGGGACAUUUGCUUAUGAGUUUUCAGCAGUGUCAAAUGGCACGCUGCUAGUAUUGUUUCAACGAGUCAGUGGAGAAAGGCACUACAAAUCUGAGGCAGGAGUGUCUCCCAACUCAAACUCAGGGCAGCCAGAAAGUAUAUCCAUGCUGUAGACAAAAGUGAUUGCAUCUUUUGAAAGUUUGAAAUAUGGGCAUCAUAUAAUAAAUAAAGUGUUUUCAUUUCGCCUGAUACCAAAUUAAUCUACAUAUAAGCUGGACUUCUAUGUCACCUUGCGAUAAUUGACAUAAUCAAAAGCGUUCUGUAUACAGCAUGCAGAGGUGUAUGUGACUUACUGUGCCACCUUCGUAUCCAUGUUUUUUUUCUAAAAUCCUCUUUGUCAUCAUCACAUUGGAAUGUUGAAGUCCAUCACAAAUGGAAUUGAUUGCAUGAAAGGAUUAUACCACCUUUGGAAUAAACAUGCAGUGAGGCCAUGAAACUUUGCUGGACAAAUUACCAGCAUUUUCUUUGCCUUCAAGAAGCUUGUAUUAAGCACUGGGAUUAAGCGCCUUGAAUUUAUUACCAGAAUGUUCUGAUGUUCUAACAGUGUAAAAAAACACAACCUUGAUGUCUUAAAAAUACUAUGUUUUUUCAAAAGAAAAAUAUUGAUCUUUCUGGAUGUAAUCUGGAUCUCAUUCUUGGAACCUGGAAAAUCAGUUUUACUAAUCUAUGUGCAGACCAUGGGUAACUGCUCAGGGUGACUUCCAGUUAGACCAAAGAUUUGAAAAUUGCCUUUGAGGACCAGUAAAUCUGUUCUGAUGGCUGGUGCUAACAAAUGUGCCUUUUUCUUAAGCAAAGCUGACUUUGAAUCGUAUCUCUCAAGCACCAUCUUCCCGAACGUCACUAAACUCUCCAAAGACUUUUCUUUUUCUCUUUUCUUGUGCAAUAUUGAAUAAGGGACCAGACUGUUUCUUCUUUUACUUCCAAGUCAACAUUUCUAGUCAUGUUAAUGGUAAUAUUAAAAUUGGUUUAUUUUAUCCUUUUAGAAAGCCAGCAUUGGUCACUGUUUGACUUUGACCACAAGCUCUAUGCAGCUAUGUUAUUUGGUGAAUUCAGUGGUCAUGAAAUCAAGAAGUGUCAUGUUUUAGUGACUACCUUCUUUAGAACAGCAUCAUUUGGACUUUAAUGCAGAUUCAUGUAACUUCGUGAGAAGACAUAUUUUUAAUAGUCCUAUGGAUUAAGUUGUAAAAAUGCAGAUUUUGUGUGUUAUAUGAGAAUAUAUAAAUAUAUAUGUUUAUAUAUGUGUAAGAUCUGUGUAUUGAAGUGCAAGUACAAAGUUUUAAAAAGUUGUAAACAAUAUACUUUUAAAUUCUGUAUGUGUAAAUUAGUGCUGUACAGUAUUUUUAUCAGGUAAGGUGAAAGACAUCCUCACCUUUUUGUUUUACUAACAGGAAAUUAUUCCUAGCUUAGAGGUAUUCAUGUGAGCUUCUGUCAGAUGCUUAACCACACUGGUUGAUUUUAGUAAUUAAAGCUGUACUGUAUUUGACUGAGAAAUAUCAACAAAGAGAACUUUUAUCAGCUAUGCUUUGUAUACACACCAUACUUUAAUAUGAAAUAAAAGACAAUGCUGC